CUCUGCUCGUCGUUGCCUCCCACCAACUCGUCCUCUUCCUUUUUUUGCCCCCCUUCAAUUUCUACAGUACUCGUGUCCUCAUUAUUGCGAUUCUUCUGCCACUUUACUCGCUUUUUCUGGUACAAUUCCAAACUCCAACCGUCAGACCUCAAUUAUCAAGUAAGUCCUCGAUAUGCCUGCUCCAAUAACUUCAUCCUCGCCUCCUCAGACAGUCGACAAGCCUGUCACGUCAAAACGGAUGGCACGCAUUGCCCAACUUGGCAAGAGGACUCGGAUGAUUAGGCGCAGAGGAAGAGCAAAGGGUGCCAUUGGUAGCGACGAUGAGAUUGAGAGGGAGGCAAGGACUGACUCAGAGUCCGAAGAUGAUAUUUCUUCGUGGGCUUCCUCAGAUACUGAAAGCGAACCAGACGAUAACAUCACCAAUGGAUCGCAUCACCCUCUUACCCCUAGCACAAGUGACAGUCCUCCAGAGGCAACGGCGUCUACCUCCAAAGCGGCCAUCGCAGAAUCGUUUUUCGCCAGUUCAGGCAACUGGUCUGAAAUGGUUGCUGACGAGACCGCUAAUGGCCCCCCGGAUUUGCCAGUCAUCGAAUUCUCUCAACUCGACAAUCACGUUAUCCCAGUUCCUUCGCGGACAUCGAAGAAGACUACCAAGAGAAAAGAUUUGUCUCGUAAUGAAGAGGAGAAAGAUGAGGCAUCUGUUACACCCGUUCACUCUCGCGCCACUCCGGUACGGGCAUUCCAUCGACGUCCUACCGGACAGUCGGCUCGCCAGGCAUAUCAACAACGUUUGGAGACUGAUCCCUCAUAUGUACCCACGGUCGGAGAAUUCUGGGGCCACGAUGAUAGGCUACUCGACAAGGAUCUCAGAAGCUUGAGUGGUUGGUGGAGAGGGCGCUGGCAAGGAAGAGGUCGGGGGGGAGGGUUUGUGCGAGGGAAGCCAAGAUACGCUGACCGAAGCCUUCCCAAGGCACAAGUCGAGGAAUAUGAGGCUGGUCAGGAAAGUGGCGAAGUGCCACCUGUGGAGCGGGCUUGGACGCAUGAUGGUUUUGAGGAGAUGAAACGAAAUGAUGAGCGACAACAUGCACAGAAUCAACCGCAAACUCAGCUUCAGUCUCCUAGAGGUGGUGCUCCACGAGGCCGCGGCGGAGUUACUCUCCGUGGACGAAGCAGAGGUGGUUUCCAUCCCUUCAGGACACAGUCGCUUUCUGGUGGUCCACGCACCUGGUUUGCCAUGAAACCAGAGCGCAUGUGGACGAAGCAGUCAGAUAUGUUCCUGUAUCUAGACCCAUCCUCGAAGCCACGCCCCGGUCAUACUGGGAUCGUUCGUGUCAAACUACCGGGGAAAAACAGUCGAUCGACAAAACAUCCUAUCAAGGAGCCGACGACAAUGACCAGUCCCAAACCCGCGGUCACAUCCACGACGAGCAUUAACGGAUCGGAUUAUGGAGGAACAAAAGUAAUAACAGUUUGUCUUCCAAAACCCUUACCCAGGCCGCCUGGGAAAGAUACCGCGUCCAUCACAACCAAAGCUCCGGAACCUUCAAUUGAAGAGGUCUUCACCGUCCGACCUCGACUCGUUUCACCCAAACUCAUCCCCCUCCCUGAACCACCCUCUGAUCGGAAGAUAUCAACAACCUCGUCACCUCCGGCAAAUGAGCCGCGCGCCCUGGCCUCUGUACCACCUCCUCAGACCUUACUUGAUCCUGUCGCCCAACAAAAACUUGAGCAGUUGUCAAUCGAACCCCAAGAAUUCGACCCUCAUCGCCGGUAUCAGACGGAAGAAGCUGUUCUCCGCAGUCCUCCCACCAGUGAUGCCAAUGGCGAGACUGACGCACGCCCAUCAUUGCCUCCGAUUCAGACUACCUUCACUCCCUCUAUACCUCAUGGAUCUCCCGCGUUUGGGUCACCAUAUGGAUUCCCUCACCCACUACCUCUUGGUGUUGCGGUCGAUGCAGCCGGCAUGACGUAUGAGCUCGCAACUGGCCGACCUGUUUAUCUCCCGGCACCAACCAUGUACACUCCUCGUCCCAUUCCACAGCCCUUCAUUCCUGGUCAUGUUCAUCAUCGUUCGGCGGCUUCCUCUUCGGAUUUCAUUGCCCACCCUUCUCCACCCCAACAACAACAUAGUUUCAUUGACCAUUUCACUGGUCAACCUUUCUUCUCCUUCCCUCGCCAGUCGUCACGAGUAGAGAUUCGAGCUCCAGAUGGUAGCAAAGCCAGCGGAAAGCCGUGGUUCAGGACAGGUACCAGUACUUUUGAAACUUCUCAUACACCGGAAUACUUCGCUCCACCAGAAUACAACGGAAACGCAUCCAAUGAGGAGCCCGCACAACCCUCCAACGACCCUUCGAUGGCCUAUAAUCCUUAUCAAUCUUAUUAUCCGGAAGGAUAUGGGUACACACCAUAUAUGGAUAUAUCACAAAUGGGGCAAUAUGGGAUCUACCCGCCAGACCAUAUUUCUCAAGGGACUGUCUUUUAUUGAUUCUUUUCUUCGAUAAGUUCGUCAUCUUCCGGUUUUUUUGUGGUCUGUCUUGCAUUUUUCACCAUGCACCCUCUCAUCCACUCAUACACAAGUCAUUGUUACUAUUACAACAUCCUCAUGCUUAACAAUACAGCUACUUACACUCUUCAUGUUAUACCUCUUCAAACUUACCUCUCAGACUUUAUUCUUCUCAGUUAUAUGCUGUCGUCGUCGAUUUUGCUUUUCUUAUCCGUAUACAAUCUACUUCGAUAAUUGAUAAUGACAUUCAUGUAGCGUCCUACCACGCUUUGUUAUGACAGGCUCAACAUUUUUUGCAGGUCUCA
Molecule: messenger RNA, 2808 nt
Organism: Marasmius oreades (fairy-ring Marasmius)
Lineage: Eukaryota; Fungi; Basidiomycota; Agaricomycetes; Agaricales; Marasmiaceae
Exons: 2
Coding region: 173-2485 (770 amino acids)
Biological process (GO): mRNA processing
Cellular component (GO): exon-exon junction complex
Molecular function (GO): mRNA binding
Source: RefSeq, a predicted model, not a curated record